This is a messenger RNA of Kwoniella botswanensis, 462 nucleotides long. RefSeq lists its product as uncharacterized. The transcript has a single exon. The coding region runs from base 1 to 462 and encodes 153 amino acids. The record is from RefSeq and is a predicted model, not a curated record. NCBI's taxonomy places the organism in Eukaryota, Fungi, Basidiomycota, Tremellomycetes, Tremellales, Cryptococcaceae.
AUGUCAGCUCAGGAUGUAAUCGCGCUCAUCGUCUACCUACCUAGCUCUCUCGGGCUAGGCAACGCGGUAGUCAUUGGCGCCACUACCGGACUCUUCACAGCAGGUAUGGUCGUGGAAAACCGCUGUGAGGGUGGUGUACGUGCGGCCUAUCAGAAUGUAGAAGCAGAUGGCUUCUCUCAAGGAAUGAGAGAGACCUGCUACCCGAAAUAUUAUUCUCAGGACGCCUCACAUCAGGCAGAUACCACGCACGGCACCACCGAUAGUGGAUCUACCGACAAUUAUUGGAGUGUCGAUCACGGGGAUGCACAACAGGAAUCGAUCUACGUCGUGGACACUAAUCUUCAUAGAUCUUAUGCUGGAAAAGGGUCACUUUACUUAUCAGGUGUGGCUGGACAGGAUCAGCCUGUAGAUGAUUCACAAGUCGGUGAACAUAAUAUCCCGACGAAAUUCAGGAGGACAUGA